Messenger RNA from Panicum hallii, 2236 nucleotides. RefSeq lists its product as uncharacterized. The record is from RefSeq and is a predicted model, not a curated record. The transcript has a single exon. Lineage: Eukaryota; Viridiplantae; Streptophyta; Magnoliopsida; Poales; Poaceae. The coding region runs from base 1 to 2199 and encodes 732 amino acids.
AUGGCCUCCAGCCUCGUGAAUCUGCUCCUCAUGGAGGUGGCGGCCAUCGUCAGCAUUGCCCUCCUCGCCAUCCUCGUCGUGCUCAGCUCCUACCGCCGCCGCUCCGGCCACCCGGCACUCCGCCUCUUCGUCUGGGCCGCCUCCACCCUCUUCCUCCCGCUCGUGUCCUACGCCGUCUCUGCCGCGGCGAAGUGGGACGCGGCGCGCGUGCCGCUCCUCCUCUCCUGGACCGUCUUCCUCCAGAUCCUGCGCAACACCAUCGACACCGCCCGCUCCUCCACCUCGACCAUCAGCAGCGGUGGCUCCAACGGAAGCAAGUUCCGGCCCUCGGUCGAGCAGCUUGCAAGGAUGGGGUGGGUGGCGUUCCUUAUCAUCAGCAGUGGCGGCGCCGCCGGGAGCCCGCUGCUCACCGGCGUCCUCCUUUGGCUGUGGGUGCUCAGCCUCCUGAAGCUCAUCCACAGGCUCGUCGCUGCCGAGCUCGCCAAGAACUCCUUCGCCGUUGGCCUCAACGCAUACCUCGUCGCCGACUAUAUGAAGCAAAUACACGGGCAAGCUCAGGCAGGCGAAGGCGGCCACGACGAGGUUAAGGUGCCUCCUUACUUUGUGAUGGGUGAGGACAAACUCCACAUUGAGGCGAGGCCGCAGGGGUACCGCAUUGACCGGGCAUCUCCGCCGUCGUUGUCCAUUGACGGCGGGCAUGGGCAUCUCGUCACCGUGGACAGGAUAUGGCGGCUUUCCUCAUCCGGCGACCCGCUCCUCGCCUCUUGCCCGCACCUCAAGGAUCUCUGCCUCUCUUUUGCUCUCUUCAAGCUGCAGCUCCGGCGGUUCAUCGGGUGCCCACUCGCUGAGGCCGGCUGUCACCGUGCUAUGGCGUUCGUGCAGGAGGGGCUCCUCAGUGGGAGCCCCGAGCGGGUGUUCCAGGUGGUCGAGACCGAGCUGUCCUUCGUCGCCGACUUCCUCUACUCCAAGCUCGCCGUUUUCUACGCGAGCGGCAGGUGGUUCCCGGUGCUCAACGCGAUCCUUGUGCUGGCCACGUGGGUCAGCUGCCUCGCUGCCGGCGGCGCCAUCGUGCAAGACAUGACGAACCGCGGCACGGCGCUCGCCGAGGACUACCUGGACCUCAGGAACUACCUGCAGGACCACGACACCAUGUUCCACGUCAUUGUCGGCCUCGACGUCCUUGUCUCCAUCUCCUUCAUCGUCGCCAUCGUGUUCACAGAGGGAUGGGAGAUCGCCAACUACGUCUGCUCCGACUGGAUCAAGGUGUCCACCAUCUGCGAGUACGCGCGACGCCCGUCGUGGCUGAAGUCGCCGUUGGCGCGUCGGAAGCUCGUCCGCAUGCUCCGCCUACGGGCCAUGCAACAAUGGGAUGACCGCUUCUGCCAAAUGUCCAUCCUGCAGCACCGGUUCUGCUACUGCGGCUGCGUCUCCCGGCAGGUCGACCGGAUCGCCAAGGAAACCGUCGUCGUGCCGGCGGCGGUUAAGUCUGCCAUCGUGGAGACGCUAAGAGCAAACCAGCAGGGUAGGCUCGGGAAUGGCGAGCUGUCCUUGCAACGCAACGGCGUCGCCGACAAGCUCAUCUGGGCUUGCCGCAUUAGCGCGACCGGCGAGGACAAUGCAGAGCUGGUGCUGGGCAGCCUAUCCGAGCAGAUCCUCAUGUGGCAUGUCGCUACCAGGCUCGCCGAGCUCAAGCGCUCCCAGGGAGCCCAUGGCAAUGUCAACAGUGACAACGACGGAGACGGGGACAACGAACAGGUGGUCGUUGCGACGCGGCUGUCCCGUUACUGCGCCUACCUAGUGGCGCUGAAGCCGGGGCUCCUGCCGGACCACCUCGUCUGGACGGAGGAGCUCUACGAGGGCGUGGUGGAGGAGGUGACGAGGGUGCUCGCGCGCUGCGCCGGGCCCGUCGUGCGGUACGAGCGCGCGGUUACGUGCCUCGGCGGGAGCAUGAACGCGACGUUGAAGAAGGCGUCCAAGCUCGGGCGGCAGCUGGUGGAGGAGCUCGCCGACGAGGAGCUGACGUGGAAGGUGCUUGCCGACUUCUGGGCGGAGCUCAUCCUCUACCUCGCGCCGUCAGAGAACGCGACGCCGCAUGCCAAGUCACUCCGCGGCGGGGGCGAGUUCAUAACCGUGCUCUGGGCAUUGCUCGGUCACGCAGGCAUUGUUAAGCGGCCAGAGAGCACUGAUAUCUCAGUCUAAUCAUAUCAAUAUUUUUUUCUUCUUUGUAUGUACUGUA